This is a messenger RNA of Penicillium salamii, 516 nucleotides long. The record is from the annotation of a GenBank genome assembly. Lineage: Eukaryota; Fungi; Ascomycota; Eurotiomycetes; Eurotiales; Aspergillaceae.
AUGAGAUUCAUCAUUCGCGACUUGUGGACAACAGAGACACCGGGACCGAGGACGGCUUUUCGAGCUUUUGAUGCUCUUAUCGCUUUAAUUGGUAUCAUUUGUAUCGCAGUGGGAACCUACUACCCAGCGUCUGGAGUGAUCUAUUACGUUAUCCUUGCGGUGACAGCCAUCUGGUCGGCCCUCGUUUCGAUCUUCUCUCACACCGAGCGUACCAUUCAUCCGGGGUUUGCCAUCGCCUUGGAUUUUGCUCUUGCGGUGGUACAUUUCUUUUUCGGAAUACUCAACGUUAGAGCUGCAAGUGGAUAUUCAUAUGGGCGCGGGAAUGCCGUUGUUGCAAUCUUCUUGCUUGUAGUUGGGGCUCUUCACCUUUUGUUCUUUAUCUUGGCCUGCCGAGACACCCACGUUCGACGAAAGUCGACAAUUACAGGUACUGCGAAGGACGACUUGGAGAGUGCUCCCGACUAUUACGAGACUGCACAUGGGAAUGCGCAUGAAAUUUCGAGCGGGCCUGCGUAG